AUUCCUCAAAGGAAAUAAUCUCACUGGAUCACUCCCAGGAUGGCUGACAAGUUUAAAUUAUUCGUAUGUGGAUGUUUCGGAAAAUUUUUUCACAAAUGCAGCCAUAACACCUGGCAAUAUAUCUAAAAAUUUGAACUUGUUUUUAUGCUGCUCUAAUAUGACCACCAUGCCUGCAAAGUGGCAAGAAUGGCAAGAAGUUUAUAACAAAUGCAACAAAACACUAAAUGAUCAUUUAUACAUAAAUUGUGGUGGUGAGCAAGUAUCAAUCAAUGAUAAUAAUUAUGAAGCAGAUUUGCAACCAGAUGGGGGAUCAACAUUUUUUCUAAGUGGCAAUAAAAGUUGGGCUUAUAGUAGUAUGGGAAUAUUCUCGGGAGCAGACCGCAACAACUACAUAGUACAAAAAACAUGCAAUAUCUCCAUGGUUGAUGCACCUUUAUAUAAGACAGCACGCGUUUCUCCAAUAUCCUUGAAGUACUAUGGAUUUUGUCUGAAAAAUAACGUAUACAUAGUGAAACUUCACUUUGCUGAAAUAGCAUGGGAAGUAAUGAAAAAUACGUCCAGCAAGUGGAAGCGAGCCUUUGAUGUGGAAAUACAGGGUGAGAAGAAAUUGAGCAAUUUCAAUAUAGAAGCAGAAGCAGAGGGUUUGAAUAAGGAUAAAACCAUGGAGUAUAAUGUUUCUGUGAAUGACAACCGACUGGAGAUUCACUUAUAUUGGACUGGCAAAGGCUCAAUAAGUGACACAAUAAAAUAUUAUGGUCCACUUAUAUCUGCUAUAUCCGUUUCCCCUGUUCCAAGAAACAAAGCUUCUAGCAGGCUAUCUGUUGUGCAUAUUGUUGGGAUUGUAGGAUCUUUUUUGCUCUUCUUUAUAUUCAUUUUAGGUGUUUUAUGGAAGUUGGGCUGCUUUGGUGUCAAAAAAUUGCAUGAUGAAGAACUUAGCAGAAUAGAGUUGUUUCCUGGAGGGGUUUUCAAUUUCCGUCAAAUAAAAGCUGCCACACAGAAUUUUAGCACUGCUAACAAGCUAGGUGAAGGAGGUUUUGGAACUGUCUAUAAGGGCAUACUUCCCAAGGGACCUAUCAUAGCAGUUAAACAACUUUCAACAAGAUCAAAGCAAGGAAUCCGCGAGUUUGUUAAUGAAAUUAGUACUAUUUCAGCUCUGCAACAUCCACAUCUAGUGAGACUAAUGGGAUGUUGUGCAGAAGACAACCAACUCCUACUUGUCUACGAGUACAUGGAAAAUAAUUCCCUUGCACAUGCAUUAUUUGGUGCAGAGGAACUCAAAUUAGAACUAAAUUGGCCAACUAGGGUCAAAAUUUGCCUAGGUAUAGCAAAAGGUCUGGCUUUUCUCCAUGAAGAAUCAAAAUUGAAAAUUGUCCAUAGAGAUAUUAAGCCAACAAACAUUCUGCUAGACGAGCAUUUCAAUGCAAAGAUAUCUGAUUUUGGAUUUGCUAAGCUUUAUGAAGAGGAAAAGACACACGUCAUCACCCGAAUAGCUGGAACAACGGGAUAUAUGGCACCUGAGUAUGCCAUGCGAGGUUACUUAACAGAUAAAGCAGAUGUUUAUAGCUUUGGAGUUGUGACUCUCGAAAUUAUCAGUGGGAAGAACAAUGCCACCUCUAGGCCAAAUGAUCAGAGUGUCUACCUUCUAGAUUUGGCUUAUGUUUUACAACAGCAGGGAAAUCUUAUACAACUAGUAGAUCAAGCCCUCGGAUCUGACUUCUCUCGGAAAGACGCGAUCACAAUUUUAGAUUUAGCAAUGAUGUGCACUAACCCAUCCCCUACACUCAGGCCAACCAUGUCUGAAGUUGUAAAAAUCAUGGAAGGAAAGACUAAGAUAAUUUCCUCUAGAAUCAGUGCCCCUUACCCAAUGGAUGAAUUUACAACUGCCAAGGCCAUAGCUGCUCUUUCUCAAUCCUCUCAAUCCGGGAGCACAUCACAAGAAGGGGCAUCAAACACUACAUUAUCUCAUUCUGCUAGCAAAGAGAUUGAAGAAUCUACUUUAUCUGCUGAUUAUGCAGCUGAGAUGAUCAAUGGACAACGGGGGAUAUCAGCAACGGAGACAUCUUAGCUUCGGGAUAAUGGUUAUUGAUACAGAAACCACUUGUAAGACUUUCACUUAAAAGGCCAGGUGUGUCCCAUGUUUCAUGAUCCUGCAUAUCUUGCUUUGUGCAGCUGCAUAUCGAAAAAACAAUGUUGCUUGUAUAUUGGAUACUACUACAAAUUAAGCAUAGUUAAUGAAGCAAGACAAGAAUAACUGUCAUUUAUCAUUUCAUGUUAUCCUUUUUAGCCAUUACACUAAUAAAUUCUUGGUCAUCCACCUGUCACUGUGCUCUUGAUUUCAAUUGCACCAAGGUCAUGAUUCUUAAUGGAAAGAGGAAAAAUGCAUAUUUCGGC
Molecule: messenger RNA, 2391 nt
Organism: Ilex paraguariensis (yerba mate)
Lineage: Eukaryota; Viridiplantae; Streptophyta; Magnoliopsida; Aquifoliales; Aquifoliaceae
Source: the annotation of a GenBank genome assembly